Molecule: messenger RNA, 6131 nt
Organism: Xyrichtys novacula (pearly razorfish)
Lineage: Eukaryota; Metazoa; Chordata; Actinopteri; Labriformes; Labridae
Source: the annotation of a GenBank genome assembly
ACAUAAGACCAACAUCCAGCACGCUGUCAGAUUGACACAGGCACUAUGAAGAACCAGGAGCAUCUCUCUUUGUCCGUGUUGCUGCUACUUUUUGCAGCCUGGGGUGCAAAUGGAGAGAACAUUUUGGUGUGGUACACCGAAGGCAGCCACUGGAUUAACCUAAAACCUGUGCUGGAAACUCUGGUCGACAAAGGACACAAGGUUACAGUUCUGGUGCCGAGCUCUUCGAUGUUCAUGAAUGUUAGUGAGCCUUCACGCUUUGGCUAUGAGCCCUUCAAUGUCUCCUUCUCAUUGGAGGAGGCGACUAAGUUUUUUGAGGAGUACCUUUACUUUUCCAUGUAUGAGAUUGAUCAUUUGGGCUACCUGCAGAUGUACAUCAAAUACAUGGAUUUGAUGAAGCUUGAUUUACAGUUUUCUUUGAAGCUCCUGGACGGAGUGCUGAAGUCAGAAAAAGUCAUGAAGAGGCUGAAGGAAGGAAAAUAUGACCUCCUGUUUUCGGAUCCCAUUUAUCCAGGUAGUGACCUAUUGGCAGAAAUUUUGGACAUCCCCCUGGUCUUCUCCUUGCGCUUUUCCCUAGUCCAUAACUGGGAGAGAUAUUGCGCUCAGCUACCGGCUCCACCGUCUUUUGUCCCGGGUGCUAUGAGCAAACUGACUGACAAGAUGGACUUCUUUGAGAGAGUAUGGAACUUCAUUUUUUAUGCACUGCAAGAUAUCACCAUAUAUGACGUUUAUUGGAAGGAACUCAACAGGUAUUACUCUGAAAUCAAAGGUGAGCAACUCACACAAGAAGUAUGUCUCAAUAACAGUUUGACAGAUCACACGAAGUGUAAUGGUUUUGUUGAAAUGCAAAAAUGUACUUACUUUUGAUUUUGUGAUACCAGUCAGGAGCUAUGACAUCUUUAACACUGACACUUUGCAACUGAUUGCUGCUUUACAAUUAUUUUAUGCUUUGGUAAAAGGAACGCCAAUAAAUGCCUGUGAAAUGAUGGGUAGAGCAGAUAUCUGGUUGAUUCGGACAUACUGGGAUUUUGAUUUUCCUCGUCCCUUCCUCCCCAACUUCAUAUUCGUUGGUGGGAUCCAUGGCAGACCAGCUAAACCCUUGCCAGAGGUAGGGCUUUCUCCACAGCCAAAAUGUUUGUUUUUUUGUUGUUGUUUUUCUAUAACCAUUAAUUGCAUCAAAGAAGAAAAAAAGAGUUUAAAUGGGGCUCACAUUGGAUUAAUGUUUUGAUCAUGCAGGAUAUAGAAGAGUUUGUGCAAAGCUCUGGAGAUGCUGGCAUUGUGGUCUUCACUUUGGGAUCGUUCAUCAAGAAUAUAACAACGGAGAGAGGAAACAUGAUAGCCUCAGCUCUGGCUCAAAUCCCACAGAAGGUCAGGUAACAAUCCAUGUCCCAACUGCAAAACACUUACAUCACCAAAUUUUAAAAGCACAGCCUCAAAACAAAGCAGUUGCAAGCAUCUCUCCCUGCAAAUAUAGGUGCACAGCACAUAUCUUAUGGCUUUCAAAUAUCGUUGCAUGUAAAAUGAGUUGAUGCAUGAAACUGCAGUAUAAGGUGAUAUUUUGCAUUAACAAAAUGUUACCUCUGAUGGAUGUUUGUCUGUGUCAUAGCAGAACUGUAUAAGCCACCUACAUGUGUAAGCCAAACAACAUAGUUUUGUCUAAGUCAAAGCUUGAGCUAGUGCGCAAGUGCUCUUCAUAAUCAGGGCUGCCCUUUGACUGCUUAACCUCUGAGUGAGAUAGUUUCACAGUAUCAAAUGCUGUGCCAUUAAAAGCAAUAAAAAUAUAUAACCAUGUCAUAUGGCAAAGGAGAACAAAAAAAAAAUUUAACAUCUGAUUCAAUAUAGGGGGUUAUCACUAUUAAGUCACUGUGCAGACUACAUUGGAUCAAAUGUAUUUUUCACAUGCAUUAUUGUACACUCUGCUUUCCAUCAUUAUAUCAUGAUACCUGUGUAAGAACUCAAGUGUCUCUGUUUGUAGAUUCUGUGGAGAUACAGCGGAGAAAAACCAGCUACCCUGGGUGCUAACACCAGGAUAUAUGAUUGGAUUCCUCAGAAUGAUCUCCUGGGUAUGAAAAACAUUACAGGAGCUACUGAGCAGACCUUUGACACUACUCCUAAUCAUUUCUCUUUUCAGUAAAAACAGCAUACUCACAAUACAUUUAUCACCCUUUAGUUUGAAAAUACAAACUCCUGAAGCUGUAGAGGGCACAGCACAGAGAGAUAUUGGUACCAAAUUUGGUCGGAAAUAUGUUGUUGGCAUUGAACUUUGACAUAUGGUAUCAUAAAAUCGUACGCCAAAAGAUCCAUCACAGUCUAAGCGUCAAGGCUUGUUUGGUGUUGAUUUAGCUAUUUUAAGUAAACUUGACAAACGCCUGACACUGUUGUUAAAGGACACUUAAAGCUCCUUUGAGGAAAUUUGUGUUGAUUUUGUUACCCCUGUGGACAGAGUGAAGCAUUCUUUGUCUUUGCUGAUUUUGUCCUGUACGUGUAAGCUGUGUUUUCUAAAGAAAAACUUCAAUUUUUACCAGUCAAUUGUUUUACUUGCUUAUAAUAUUUGCAGCACAAAAACACAAAAAAGUUGUUUCCUCAGUGUUCUGUCAAACAAUGAAAAGAUUUUGUGAAAAAAAAUGAAAUUGAAAUCAUCCAGAUUCAGAAGAAGAAAAAAGUCACAUGGAUUGCAUCACUUUUAUCCUUUUAGGUCACCCCAAGACCAGAGCUUUCAUCACCCAUGGGGGCACAAACGGGAUUUAUGAGGCCAUCUACCAUGGUGUCCCCAUGUUGGGCCUCCCUAUGUUUGCUGACCAGCCGGACAACCUUGUCCAUGUUGAAGCAAAGGGAGCUGCAAGAGUCUUAAACAUGAACUUCAUGACAACAGAAGAUUUAAGGGAUGCAGUCAACGCUGUGAUCAAUGAGAAAUCGUAGGUUUACUAACCUCUCUGAUAAAUUCCUCCCUUCCCUUCAAUGAGAAGUUCAGAUUUAUAGAACACCAGCCAAUAGCUCUUCAUGAGUUGCAGUAAAGCGUAACACAGUAGGACAGAGUUCAUUACAGCCAGAUUGCAAGGUCAAAGGCACUGCAAAAACACUGGAUGGUCUUUUCUCCCAUAAACUAGUCUUCUUGUCUGAGUUUGAAAACACAUGUAACAAAAAAAUUCAGUUUAUUUUCCCUUUUUUAAACUUUGAUUCAAGGCAACUCAACCUCAUAUACCUUAUACUAAUACAACCAUAAAAGUAUGAUCAGUAUAUUGUGUGUAAUUUUCAGCUAUGGUUUAAAGCUUCAGGGUUUAUGGACAUCAUGCAAUAACAGAUGACCACCGUAAACCUCUUCCUUCCAUUUAACACAUCCAGAAGAUAUGUCAAUAAAUAUUAUAAAUUUUAAUUAAAAAGAAAGAGUAACAGUAAAAUAUGAGAUAAACUAUUAAAUGUUAUUAAAGUAGAGGCAGUGAAAGAAAUAAAAAUAAAUCCAAUGUUUAAUAACUGUUCUGAUUGAAAGUGAGGAAUAAAGACUUUGCAUUAGUGUGAGUAGGUAAAGUGCUGUGGAGGAUGUGCAAAACUUGCAAAAUAAUAAUUAGGCCUACUUUUUUUCUUUACUACGAAGUAUGCACCAGUUCAAUAAAGUCAGUGUAAAUAAUCAGUCAAACAGAAAAUAUUUUAAGCAUUUGAAUCACUGCAAACACUAAAGGCUGGAGCAUGCAUCUGCACAACCCAAUUUCAGAUGAUGGGUCAGUGGUCAGAUAGGCAAGAUAGAGUGCCUGAAGACAGACAUGUACACUUACAUAGAGGCUAACACCUUAACAAGAUAAGAGGUUCAAACUGAAUCCAGAAUCUGGAGAACAUGAAGCCAAAAUAACUUUUAAAAAACCCCUUUAAAUAAGCAGGGUUUAAGGGUUAUUUUGUCUGCUUAUUUAAAGUAAAGUGCUUUAAAUAAGCAGGUUUUUAACUCAGCACACUGCAGUUCAAAAAUCUAACAUUAGUCACGUGGGCAAAAUUUCUUUAUUUGAUUACAUGCACCAAGCUUUAUUCAGAUUGGAGGCAUUGGGACAUGCGCAGAGUUGUCUGAUUUCGCUAAAACAACCGCAGAAGAAGAGUCGUAUUUACGCCUGUGCUGUCAACAAACCAACAAAUGCGGUAGUGGCUCACUUCAUCCAAUUCAGUAUAAUAAAUGUUGUCACUAGAUGGCGCCUGUGCGUACUUAUUUUACAGUUCUGCCAAAGGACGCACUUUGCGUGCAGAUGUGACAUCAUUACGCUCUAUCUACGCCGUUAUGUUACCGGAGGAGCAGACUCGGCACUUGCGGUUGUAUUUUAUGCCAGUGUUUUAAUAACGAAACCUCCUGUACUGGACUCAACAAAUAAGCCAAAGGCUAAAAGAGUGAAGAUCGAGUUAGGAAAGAGAGUCACGAUCGGAAUAAGUGUUAACAUGGACUCUUCUCGAUCGGAAUACAAUUUCUUUCCGAUUGGCUCACAAUCCUCCGAUCGACAUGUUUAAAUGACGCAUUUUUAUUCCGAUCGGGCAUUUAUUCCAAUUAUUUGUGCCAAUGCAAACGCAGCUAUUGACUCCUGUAAAACUUCAUUCACAGGUACAAAGAGAGUGCCAUGCAACUGUCCAGAAUCCACCACGACAGACCAAUCAGCCCCCUGGAUGAAGCCGUAUUCUGGAUUGAGUACACCAUUAGAAACAAAGGAGCCAAGCACCUUAGGGUCCAGGCCCAUGAGCUCACCUGGUAUCAGUAUCACAGUCUGGAUGUCGCGGUUUUCUUCCUUUUCAUCGUCCUCUUCAUAAUGUAUCUGUUCAUCAAGACCUGCAGUUUCUGCUUCAGGAGGUGCUGUGGCAGAAAGAGCACAACAAAAAGAAAGGCUGAGUAAUUGGCCAGGAAAACCUCAACUCAAUGAAAUAUUAGUUUACAGGUUGUCCAGCUGUUCUUAAUUUUGCAAUGUAAUCACAACCUCUUCAAAACAAUUGAUGACUUUGUUUCAGGGUCUGGCAUUUGUCAGCCAUUUCCAGAAGACCUUUUUAUGACAUUAAACUCAGAUUCAGAUAAAAUCAGAAGUAAAGACAUUAACAUGAAUACAAACACACAUUUGCUUUGUUAUAUGCAGUAUGUGACCAUUUUACUUGUUUGACAAGCAAUCACUCCAAUUGCCAGCAGGUGCACACCAAUUUGCAUAUUUGCGCCUGCACCAUGUUUGAUGAUAUCAAAUACUGAAUGUUCAUUGGCUGGUUUAAGUUGGGAGUUAAAAAAAAAAUCACAAAGGGAGUGCAUUAAUUUCUUUUAUUCUUGUAAAGCUGGUGACAUCCCACUCUUUCAGGGGUCUUAACAGUGAUACCACAUAAGUCACUAUAUGAUGGAUCAUUCAUAGGCUAAAAUAAAAAUCUAACAUAAAAUACCUCUAACAAAUUAGUGAUUCCAUCAAACAAAAAAUAAACAGCCCUUUUUUUCAUCACAAUAGAGUCAACAGCUUUACGUAAAUACAGACAUUAGUCAACAUUUCAAGACAGCUUCUUUUUUUCCAUUUAAGAGCAGGAUGAGGAUUAUUAUGUCUUAUUUAUAUCAUUUUUUCAGUUUUCCAUCUUCUUUGGCCUUCCACAAGAUAAGCUCCAUGCAGGCAGCAGCAUCUUCUGCAGUGUCAUGGCCACUCUCUGAGAAAAACAUUAACACCAUAUCUUUCAAGAAAUGUAAUUAUAAAACACAUAGUUUUUGGUUCAUAUUUCUCAAAAGUUGCACUUUGAUUAUUAUACAUAUUUUAUCUGACACAACAUGCAGUUUAAACAGGAAAGUGUCAAUGAAACAUGUGGUGGCUGCAGUUGUCCAUGAUGACCCACCACUCUGCUGGAUGAUCCUCCUGAGGUAUUCAGCAGUGAGCUUGUUGAGGCUGAGCUUGUGAGGGGGGCCCAGACGGUGGGGGAAAACUGCUGCUGUGUCCACAACUGCUCCGUGAAGCAACUAUAGUAAGACGGAGAGAUAUCUAAAGAUUUUAUCACUGGAUGUAGCCUUUUGAAUAAGUUGAUCAUUACUUUGUGUAGAAAAAGAGGUGCAGGUGGAGAAAGAAAAGAAACUAGCAUGUAACCUGGUUUUACAAACUUCUUUCCCACGUUCAUCUACCUUUCCACUUUAACAAUAAAUUCUUUAAAUGGUG